Messenger RNA from Asparagus officinalis (garden asparagus), 1195 nucleotides. RefSeq names its product binding partner of ACD11 1. Gene Ontology annotation, molecular function: RNA binding. Bases 112 to 870 code for a protein of 252 amino acids. Lineage: Eukaryota; Viridiplantae; Streptophyta; Magnoliopsida; Asparagales; Asparagaceae. The record is from RefSeq and is a predicted model, not a curated record. The transcript has 5 exons.
UCGUCGAAAUUUAAUAAUACUCGGUCCAAAAGAACAACGAUAAACAUGAAAAAUAGUGGACAAGCCCUCUUCUCAUAACUCGCAGGAUCGAUAACCAAAUAAUUUGGGAUCAUGAGUCUUGAUGGUUAUACAGUGGAGGUUUCUAAUCUUUCACCUCGUGCAACCGAAAGAGACCUGUAUGACUUCUUUUCUUUCUCUGGGGCCAUUGAACACAUUGAGAUCAUCAGUUCUGAAAAUGCAUUUCCGAACAGAUCCGGAGAGUACGCUUCCACUGCUUAUGUAACAUUUAAGGAACCUCACUCCCUAGAAACUGCUGUUUUGCUUAGUGGUGCAACAAUUAUUGAUCAACAUGUCUGCAUCGUUCGCUGGGGACAGUAUGAAGAACCUUCUAGUUUUUGGGACAGGCCUACAUGGAGCGUUGAAGAUGACAAUGAUCCCAUGGCUUCUCAUAUGCACCAAUUCAGAACCACUCCAAGUGAAGCAGCAACAAUGGCACAGGAAGUAGUCAAGACCAUGCUCUCCAAAGGCUACAUCCUCAGCAAAGAUGCAUUAGCCAAGGCUAAAGCCUUUGACGAAUCUCAUCGAGUCUCUGCCACUGCUGCUGCCAAAGUGGCAGAACUGAGCAAUAGGGUUGGCCUCACCGACAAAAUCUGUGCUGGGGUUGAUGCAGUUAGGUCGGUGGACCAGCAGUAUCAUGUGUCAGAGACGACCAAGAAGGUGGUUUCGGCCACUGGGAGGACUGCUGCUUCUGUCGCGAGCUCGGUGGUUAACAGUAGCUACUUCUCUGCAGGAGCUAUGUUUGUUUCUGAUGCUCUUAGUAGAGCUUCUAAGGCUGCAGCUGAGCUUGCAAGCCAUGGCAAUGGGCAUUGAAGCCAAGGGCUUCUUUUUGUAAAUAAGUAACGAAGAGAAUUGGUUUAUGGUGAAGGGUUACAUUAUUAAGUGGCUUGUGUGUUCAGUUGCUGUGAAGAUCAAUAUUACUUGGUAUCUGUAAUCAUGUUGCCUGAAUGGACAUGAUAAACCUCUUCAGUUGUAUAUCAUAGCUAAUGCGAUCUGUGUCUGAUGUCCUGCCCUUUCUUUAUGCCGGUUGACCGAGUCAAAGACAGGAGAUUUGGGGGUAGACUAGAGAGAAUUUGGUUGUAAGCGAUAAUAAAAGAUUCGAUAAUUUGGUUGAAACUUUGUUGCUGUUGUUGUAGCC